AUGACUAUGACGGAACUCGAUCGACCAACGGACUCCACGGAAAUUGAGGUGGAUGCCGAUGCCAGCUCACCAAGUGACGUCGACAGCAUUCGCAGUGAUCUGACCUCGUUGAGCGAGUCCAUCUAUAGCUAUGUAUACGAAAAUGGUCGUACCUACCACGCCUAUGGGUCUGGGUCUUAUAUUCUUCCCAACGAUGAACGAGAGCAAGAAAGAUUGGACGUUAUGCAUCAUGUUUUUCGCCUCUGUCUUGACGGCAAUCUGUGCCAGACAAAGUUGGAGCACCCACAACGCAUACUCGAUAUUGGCACGGGCACGGGAAUCUGGGCUGUCGACAUCGCGGAUGAGUUCCCAUCGGCAGAGGUGACGGGAGUGGACCUUUCUCCAAUCCAACCGGGCUGGAUACCACCCAAUCUUUCUUUUAUUAUUGAUGAUGUGACGCGAGAAUGGAGUUUCCAACCCGAGUCAUUUGACUUUAUCCACGUGCGAUGUUUCGGUGGAAGUAUAGAGGAUUGGUCGACAUUUCUGAAACAAUGCUACCAGUACCUCAAGCCCGGUGGACGAAUCGAGGUUGCCGAAUCUCGCGCCAAACUAUAUUGCGACGAUGGAUCAUGUCCGGAAGACAGCUAUUUGUACGAAUGGGAGCGCGAGUUCAAUCGAAUCACCGAGAUACAGGGACGAGUGUGGGAUAUCGCCCCACAGCUUCCCAGCCUUCUCCGAGAAGCUUCUUUUGAAUCCGUCGACACGAUCGAACAUGUCUGCCCGUUCGGCACGUGGCCCAAAGACCCGAAGUUGAAAGAAGUGGGUCGAUACUUCAGAGCGCAAAUGAUCGAGGGCGCCAUGGAAAGCUAUUCUCUCGCCCUGUUCACAAGAUUUGGAGGCUGGAAACCAGUCGAGGUGCAAGUUUUGCUGGCGCAUAUGCGUGCAGAGCUUCAAUCGAAUAAAAUCCACGCUUAUUCAAAACUUAGUUUUAACACGGCCCAAAAGCCUAUGGCAUAG
This is a messenger RNA of Penicillium brasilianum, 996 nucleotides long. The record is from the annotation of a GenBank genome assembly. NCBI's taxonomy places the organism in Eukaryota, Fungi, Ascomycota, Eurotiomycetes, Eurotiales, Aspergillaceae.